AUGUUUCGUAGCAGCACAGAGGAGGUAACCACCGACAGUACCUCUCAGUGUGGACAAAGCUGGACGCCAGUUGACAGAAGCGGACUCAACGACACCACCUCGUUCGGUCCAGCGUCAGCUUCUUCAAACUCAUCCCGCCAAAGUUUAGAUGAAGGCAGCACGAGCUCCAGCCAGGGCCCGACAUGUCUAACACUACCCCGAGCAGCCUCAGGUCAGUUCCACCACAGCUUCAGGUCAAGCAAGACAAAUGCAUCACUCCUCACCUCUUCAAACAGCUCCAGCUUCCGUGCCCGUGGAGGAACACCGAGACUCAGAAGGACCCCUGGGUCUGCAGGAGCCACAGGCACACAUCCUGCACGGACACCACUGACUGAUCACACCGGAACAACUUGCUCCUCUGUAACUUCGGCUUCUGGUGCAUCUGUGAUUGUGGCAGUGGUCGAAGGGCGUGGUUUGGCCAGGGGAGAGAUUGGUAUGGCCAGUCUCAACUUGAAAUACCCAGAGCUUGUACUCUCUCAGUUUGCAGACACUGGGACUUACGCCAAGGUCAUUACCAAGGUUCAUAUCUUGGUGCCAAUGGAAAUACUGAUGCCAGACACAGCCAGUGAGAAGGGGAAAGGGACAAAGCUGUUCAACCUCAUCACUGAGAACUUCUUGGGUGUAGCAUUCACUGCAAUCCAAAGGAAGUAUUUUAAUGAGAGGAAAGGACUGGAGUACAUUCAGCAACUGUGUGCUCCAGAAUUUGGCACCGUCCUCAUGGAAGUUCAAUCUAAGUAUUAUUGCCUAGCAGCUGCGGCUGCUUUGCUGAAGUACUUAGAGUUCAUUCAGAGCUCUGUCUACGCUGCCAAGUCUCUCAAAGUGAGCUUUAAAGGCAGUGAACAGACAGCAAUGAUUGACUCAGCAUCUGCCACUAACAUGGAGCUGGUGGUCAAUAAUAGAGAUCACAGGAGCGAGCACACUCUUUUAGGAGUACUCAACCACACUAAAACACCUGGCGGUGCGAGAAGGUUGCGCUCUAAUAUUCUGGAGCCACUGGUUGAUGUGGACACCAUCAACAUACGUUUGGACACAAUACAAGAGCUGCUACAGGACGAGGAACUCUUCUUUGGCUUGAAGAAUGCCAUAGGUCAUUUCCUUGACAUCGACCAGCUGCUCUCUGUUCUUGUCCAAAUCCCAAAACAGGAAACGGUUCAGGUUGCCGAAGCAAAGAUUACACACAUCAUCCAGCUCAAACACACAUUGGAUCUGGUGCCACGGUUAAGGAUGGUGCUGAAAAACUGCAACACAGCUCUGCUCAAGGCAUACAGCACCUCACUGGAAGACAACAGAUUCGACAUGAUCUUAGAGCAGAUCAAGACAGUAAUUAAUGAGGACGCUACUUACCUGAAGGGGAGUCUGAACAUGCGCACCCAGAAGUGUUAUGCCGUACGCCCCAACAUCAAUGAGUUCCUAGACAUUGCUCGGAGAGCUUACACUGAGAUUGUGGACGACAUUGCAGGACUAGUGAACCAGAUGGGGGAGAAAUAUGGUUUUCCGCUGCGUACCAGCUUCAGCACAGCUCGAGGUUUCUUUAUUCAGAUGAAGCUUGAAGGAGUUGUCUUACCUGAAGGGAAACUCCCCGUAGAGUUCAUCAAGGUAACCAAGCACAAGGACAACUAUGGCUUCACUACCGCAGAUGUGAUGAAGAUGAAUGACCGCUGUGAUGAGGCCCUGAGGGAGAUCUUUCACAUGUCCUAUGUGGUGAUAUGUCAACUUCUGAGCACUGUCCAUGAGCACAUUCACUGCCUUUACAAACUAUCUGAUGCUGUGUCUAUGCUGGACAUGUUGCUGUCGCUGGCAAAUGCAUGCACCCUCUCAGACUAUGUGCGUCCAGAGUUCACAGACACACUGGCUAUCAAGCAGGGUCGUCACCCCGUUCUGGAGCGACUGGCUGGACAGCAGCCUGUGUCGAACAAUAGCUACAUCUCCGAGGGCAGCAACUUUGUCAUUAUCACUGGGCCCAACAUGAGUGGAAAAUCCACCUAUCUCAAACAGGUGGCACUGUGUCAGAUCAUGGCCCAGAUAGGCUCUUUUGUCCCUGCCGAGUAUGCCUCUUUCCGUGUUGCUGAUCAGAUUUUCACCAGAAUUGGUGUGGAUGACGAUUUUGAAACUAACUCUUCCACCUUCAUGUUAGAAAUGAAGGAGAUCUCUUAUAUAAUCCACAACGUAAGUGACAGAUCCCUCAUCAUCAUAGAUGAGUUGGGGCGUGGUACCAGUGCUGAGGAAGGCACUGGUAUCUGUCAUGCAGUUUGUGAGUUCCUCCUUAGCCUAAAGGCGUUCACCCUGUUUGCCACACACUAUCUUGAGCUGUGCCAACUAGAGUCUCUUUAUCCCAAUGUGGAGAACCAGCACAUGGAGGUUCAGCACACACGCUGUGAUGACACCGGUGCUGAAUGUGUGGUGUAUACACACCUACUGAGUCGGGGAUGCUCUGAAGAAAGACAUUAUGGUCUGAGAGCAGCAGGAAUGACGUCACUUCCUUCGAGCAUAAUUCAAGAGGCAAAGACAAUUGCCUCCAAAGUCAGCCAGCAGCUUUUGGCUAAACAUCACAGUGAUCCGGAAACAAAGAGACAGAGAGCUGUAUACCACCUGGCCACCCGUCUCCUGCAGACUGCCAGAAACUCCAGACUAGACCCUGACAGCCUGCGUAUGUAUCUGAAGGGCCUGAGGAAGCAGUAUGAGGCAGAGCUGCAGGCCGCGGCGCUGCCAGCAUCCAUAAACACUGAGGAGGAAUGA
This is a messenger RNA of Scomber scombrus (Atlantic mackerel), 2775 nucleotides long. RefSeq names its product mutS homolog 4 (gene msh4). The transcript has 20 exons. Gene Ontology annotation, biological process: reciprocal meiotic recombination; mismatch repair. Gene Ontology annotation, molecular function: ATP-dependent DNA damage sensor activity; mismatched DNA binding; ATP binding. Gene Ontology annotation, cellular component: nucleus. Lineage: Eukaryota; Metazoa; Chordata; Actinopteri; Scombriformes; Scombridae. Bases 1 to 2775 code for a protein of 924 amino acids. The record is from RefSeq and is a predicted model, not a curated record.